Messenger RNA from Choloepus didactylus (southern two-toed sloth), 1976 nucleotides. RefSeq names its product kelch domain containing 8B (gene KLHDC8B). The coding region runs from base 260 to 1324 and encodes 354 amino acids. The record is from RefSeq and is a predicted model, not a curated record. Gene Ontology annotation, molecular function: protein binding. NCBI's taxonomy places the organism in Eukaryota, Metazoa, Chordata, Mammalia, Pilosa, Megalonychidae. The transcript is spliced from 6 exons.
CGCCCCGCGCCGGAGCGGAGCGGAGCGGGAGCCCAGCGGGAGCCCGGCCGCAGCCCCAGCCGGAACCGGUGCCAGCAGAGCCGGAAGAGCGGACCCCGCGCCUUGGCGGCGCCUGAUCCCUGUCGGGUGAAGGGAAGGUCCCUGGACUGGCCAGACGUCCCCUUGCAGCCUGGCAGAGUCAAGAUGAGGCCCCAUCAUGCCCCCCAAUGAGGCCUCCAGCCUUAGCAAAUAGCAUGACCCAACACUGGCAGUGAACACAAUGGCUACAGGAGGUGGCCGGGCUUUUGCUUGGCAGGUGUUCCCCCCCAUGCCCACCUGCCGGGUGUAUGGCACAGUGGCCUACCAGGACAGGCACCUGCUGGUAUUGGGGGGCUGUGGCCGGGCUGGACUGCCUCUGGACACUGCCGAGAUACUGGACCUGGCCUCACACACAUGGCUGGCACUGACACCACUGCCCACUGCCCGGGCUGGGGCUGCUGCCGCAGUGCUAGGCAAGCAAGUGCUAGUGGUGGGUGGCGUGGAUGAGGGCCAGAGCCCGGUAGCUGCUGUGGAGGCCUUCCUGACUGACGAGGGCCGCUGGGAGCGUCGGGCCACCCUCCCUCAAGCAGCCAUGGGGGUUGCAACUGUGGAGAGAGAUGGUAUGGUGUAUGCUCUGGGAGGAAUGGGCCCUGACACGGCUCCCCAGGCCCAAGUACGGGUGUAUGAACCUCGCCGGGACUGCUGGCUUUCGCUACCCUCCAUGCCCACGCCCUGCUAUGGGGCCUCCACCUUCUUGCAUGGGAACAAGAUCUAUGUCCUGGGGGGCCGCCAGGGCAAGCUCCCAGUGACUGCUUUUGAGGCCUUUGAUCUGGAGGCCUGUACCUGGACCCGACACCCCAGCCUGCCCAGCCGCCGGGCCUUUGCUGGCUGUGCCAUGGCCGAAGGCAGCAUCUUUAGCCUGGGCGGCCUGCAGCAGCCAGGGCCCCACAAUUUCUACUCCCGGCCGCAUUUUGUCAGCACUGUGGAGAUGUUCAACCUCGAGCAUGGGUCCUGGACGAAGCUGCCCCGCAGUCUGCGCAUGAGGGAUAAGAGGGCUGACUUUGUGGUUGGCUCCCUUGGGGGCCACAUCGUGGCCAUUGGGGGCCUUGGAAACCAGCCAUGCCCUCUAGACUCCGUGGAGGGCUUCAGCCUUGCACGACGGCGCUGGGAGGCACUGCCCACCAUGCCCACAGCCCGCUGCUCAUGCUCCAGCCUACAGGCUGGGCCCCGGCUGUUUGUAAUUGGGGGUGUGGCCCAGGGCCCCAGCCAAGCUGUGGAGGCACUGUGCCUACGUGAUGGGGUCUGAAGGCCCAGUGGGACCAGUGCACUGGACAGCUCAGUGCCAGAGGCAGUUGUCUGUGGCUCCUUUUGCUGCUGAGGAAAACUCACUGUGGCUCUGUAGGAUGACGGAGGCACAGGGGUGGGCACUUGAGGCACUGCUUGGGGGGUCCUGCGUCUUUAGCACAUGCCACAUAUAUGCUCACACUCACUAUUACCACCAUUCCUUCACAGACCACACAUAGCUCCACUCUUGUCCUGGAGCCUACUGGGCCCUCUGUCUAGCCCGGGAGCACAGGGAGGUGGGGGGAGAGUGGGCCUCAUAUCCCACAGGGUCAAUGCCCACUUGGAGUUGACCAGGCCCAAUCUAAUGGCCAUUCCUGAAAAAUCCUAACUGCCAGCCUGCACUGACCCAGAAAAGUUCAGAGAGGAUGGGGAACACAGAGAGAAUGGAAGAGAGGAUGCAGGAACUUCCAGAGGGCCAGAGGAAUGCUGCUUUGGGCUCUCUGCACUGCUGGAUGUGUGACCCUGGGCUAUUCAUUUCACCUCUCUGUGCCUCAGCAUCCUCAUCUGUAAAUGGGGAUCUCUGAAACUUUCCUGCCCUACCUACCUCACAGGGCUGUUGUGAGGACCCAGGGAGUUUGAAUGUGGAAGUAAACGUGCUGCUAAAAUCUGGCGUU